AUGGGUAAAAGAGCAAAGCAAGAUCUUCCAUUACAUAAAGUCAUCAUGGUUGGGUCCGGUGGUGUUGGUAAAUCGGCUUUGACCUUACAAUAUAUGUAUGGUGACUUUGUUGAGGAGUAUGACCCAACGAAGGCAGAUUCUUAUCGCAAGAAGGUAUUGUUAGAUGGACAAGAAUGUCUAAUUGACAUUCUAGACACUGCUGGACAGGAAGAAUACGCUGCUGUAUCCUUCUAUUAUUUUCUCAGUAAUUUUUACCAUAUAAUACUUUGGACAGACAUCAAGCUUAGUUUGAUUAUAAUCCGCGAUAAUUAUUAUCGUUCAGGUGAAGGAUUCCUUUGUGUUUUCUCCAUUUGCGAACGAGAAUCAUUUGCACACACCCAGGACUUUCGAGAUCAAAUUCUAAGAGUACUUGAUGAUGAAAGCAUUCCAUUUAUCCUUGUUGGCAACAAAGCAGAUUUAGCACAAAAACGCAGAGUUUCUACUGAAGAAGCCAUUGCUAGAGCGCGUGAAUGGCAAUGCACAUAUUACGAGACAUCAGCCAAAACACGACAGAAUGUGGAUGAGGUUUACAACGAUUUAAUGAGAAAAAUAAAAAUACGUAAGGAUAACACAAGAGAGGGGGAGAUGAAAUAUUCGAUGGGGAAAGAGAAAAUAUCAGAAUAUCUUUGUUUUCAUGAAUUGGUGAUGUACUGCAACAAGCAAAGUUUAGAGCAGUUUAACAAAAAAGAUAAUUUCAUAGACUUGAACAAUGAAUUAGCUGUCACCACUACUUCUCAAGUUCAUCAUGGGGCCAAAACACACUUUGAAUUCAAAUUUUAA
Acaulospora morrowiae is the source of this 819-nucleotide messenger RNA. Lineage: Eukaryota; Fungi; Glomeromycota; Glomeromycetes; Diversisporales; Acaulosporaceae. The record is from the annotation of a GenBank genome assembly.